Molecule: messenger RNA, 2956 nt
Organism: Limulus polyphemus (Atlantic horseshoe crab)
Lineage: Eukaryota; Metazoa; Arthropoda; Merostomata; Xiphosura; Limulidae
Exons: 2
Coding region: 94-1173 (359 amino acids)
Source: RefSeq, a predicted model, not a curated record
CAAGGUAAUGAUAUCUUACUUUUUUACUAUAACUCUAGACAACUAACUAGUGAAAGUCAGCAACUGAAAGAAGAAUUUCAAAAGGAAUCAAAGAUGAAUUCAAGGCUGUCUAUGGAGAAGGAGGAGCUCCAGUGGAAGUUGAAGCAAACUAUGGAAGCAAGUGUUUUACUUUCAACAAUGACUGAUUCAUCUUCAAACGUCCUAGAUAAACUUCUACAAGAUGACUCUUUGUUGAGAUCUCCAGUCAGGAUGUCUGUCUACUUAAAUGAACACGACACUAGUCUAUCCUAUGGAGAAAGAAAUUUGUGUCCUAGGCCACUUAGCACUGGCAGAUUAACUCCGAAUUCUUCAUCUUCUGGUGAAAAAUGUCAUUCUUCAAUUUCUAGACGGUCUCUUUCAAAACCUAAAGUAAAAAGGUCUAGGCAAUUAGAAUCUAACUCUGAAACACCAAAUCUAUCACAUUCAAGUAAUUUACCAACUCGAAAAGAAAAAGAACGUGGCUAUGCAUCUCACACUGAUAACAAUGGAGUGAACAGUAACUUUCUAACUUAUGAUUCAAAAUCCCACACUAUGGAUUCGUAUGAAUUACCUGUGGAUAAUGGAGUUUCAGAAAAUAUUCACUUAUUAACCAAUACUGCUAACUUUAAAGAAUGUGAGUUUGAAGAUGAUCAUUCAAACCAAGAUAUGGGUCUUAAUCAUCGCAAUUUGUCAUCACCAUCUCAGAAGACAUUGGAUGACGUUCCAGAUCAAGAUGUAGUGAUAAAACAGUCUGAUAAUGAAGACGAAGUACUAACAGACAGUCAGGGGUCAUUCUUACAAGAAAGUACUCAAACAGAGAAUCUUCGUCCAGAGAGUAUGACAUCAUCAAGUUGUUCUUGGUCAUCUGCAACAGACAUUGGUCAAGUUAAAGAAAUAUGGAUGGCUUUUUCAUCUACAGAUUUAGCAUUCAAUGAAGAGUCUAGUGAUAGUAAUGAAAGCAACCAGUACAAAACUUCAGAUUUGGAACAUAUCCAAAGACGAGUAGGCUGUCAAACUGGAAAGUGCUCACCUCGUUAUUUUGCUGGUGAAGCUAUGAGCCAAGUAAAGAGUAUUGGUAGUGUUUGUCCCAAAACGUCAGGUGUUAAAAACCUGCCUGGAAACUUGGAGCAUACCAUUGAUGCUCCAAAUAAGUGACUCUGGGAACCUUACAGCCUCAUUUAGAAUGAAUGAAAAUUAUACUGAAGUUAGGUGAAUUAAAAAAUCAGAAUUGGGUUUGGUUUCAGCAGUUUGCCACUUUCCCAACAAUGCGUAAAUUGUUUUUCCAUUAAGUUUUGUUCAUUUUGUUGCAGAUGUACAAAUAUUUCAGUUCGAUAUUUUGUAACUGCGAUGAAUAUUCACAGUUAAACGAUACAUAAAUCAGUUCCAUUGACAAGAAAGUCACAGUAAGGUGGCUGUUCUUUGUAUUUUAAUGUAGAGCUAUUAAUUUGUCACAAAUGGGUAUAUAAUGUUAGAGUUCAAUUACAAAUUACGAAUUACUUGUCAUAUCAUCUACUGCAGAAAAUAUCAUUGUUGUUGAAAAUGUUAAAAAGAGAUAAUAUUUAUUCGAAACUAUUCAAAGCUUAUUUAUUUUUAUUGAAAUGCCUACAAAACUUCACAAACUUGUCUAUUCAGCUAAAUGUUUUGAAUUCCAUGACGAACAAAAAUGAAUCAUGAGCAAAAACAAAGUUGUCAGCUGGACUGCUAGCUGGAAAGAUGUGUAUGUUGUUUAGUUGUGUACAUGUUUUGAACGAGAUAAGUAAGCCGGGUUCCAGGCUGGAAAGAUGUGUAUGUUGUUUAGUUGUGUACAUGUUUUGAACGAAAUAAAUAAGCCGGGUUCCAGGCUGGAAAGAUGUGUAUGUUGUUUAGUUGUGUACAUGUUUUGAACGAGAUAAAUAAGCCGGGUUCCAGGCUGGAAAGAUGUGUAUGUUGUUUAGUUGUGUACAUGUUUUGAACGAGAUAAGUAAGCCGGGUUCCAGGCUGGAAAGAUGUGUGUGUUGUUCAGUUGUGUACAUGUUUUGAACGAGAUAAGUAAGCCGGGCUCAUAGCUGGAAAGAUGUGUAUGUUGUUUAGUUGUGUACAUGUUUUGAACGAGAUAAGUAAUAAGUUCCAUUGAAUUUUGAAAUUUAUUAUAAUCUGAUGCUUAUUUUAUAAGUCGAUACAAAUCUUUAUCUUACUUUUAUUAAACUUGUGUAGGCAUGACAUCUGGUGCUUAACGGUUAGAAUGUAGCUACCAUUGAUUUAUUACACCACAUUCCAUGAAGUUUCAAGUUUAGUGUAGAUUGUAGAGUAUAUAAAACACGUUAUCAGUAUAUGUAUAUAUAUAUAAAUAUAUAUAUGUAUACUAGAAUACAAAAACACGUUAUUUCUAAGCUAAUAUUGUACAUGUUAUGUGACAUUUUCAAUAUUUCAACUAAUGUUGAAUAGUGUUAUUAUGAUUAUGGGCACAGUGUAUGAGUUUCUUAUUUAAACCUUAUUACUAGCAGGUCUCGGUACUACCACGCCCUCUCGGAACAAUUCAGUAAAAGGGCAGUUUUUCAAGACUGUAAAAUUAUAAUUUUGGUUUUGUUAUUUAAUUUUACAGUCUCAAUACGUUAACAGAAAGCGUUAUGUUUAACUCACUGGAUAAAAAACAAGAUUGUAACUAUAUAUAUCUAUAUAUAUCAGCUAUUUUGGAGCCAGUUAAAUAAAUAUUUGAUUAUGAUUUUAAAACUCGGCCAAUUGUUCUAUACGUUUUUAACUAAAAUGAAAACUUACAAUGUUUAAUGAUUUAUAGAGAACGUGUUAAAUGUGCAUUUAAGCACAUAUUGUACACAGAGUGAAAGGUUGAUUGUCAUUUACUAUAUUUUUUCAGUUUCUUCUACUGUGUACGAACCUCUGAGCCAAAUGAAAUAAUGCACUGUGCUGUUAUGAAACAAUAAAUGUUUAGUUGAAACACUUG